AUGGAUAAAGGCUAGUCGUGGGUCCACAAAAUCAAACGAAUGGUACUGAACUGAUAACAAAAUCAUGUUUCGAAAUUGUAGAAGCUAUUUAUGCUUUUUUUGUUGUUGUUGCUUAAUGACAUUGCGAAUAUCAUAAUUUUUGACUACCGGUAUGUAUUUAAUCCGGUUUCGGCAUGAGAAAAGUAUUAAUCGCAAAUUCCAGCACUAACGGAUACCGGGAAAUAAAUAAGUAUUAAUCGCAAAUUCCAACACUAACGGAUACCGGGGAAUAAAUAAGAGAACCGGUCACGAAUGCGGAGCCACGCCCUAAAAUAACAUGUGACCACAAGGCGUUUGUGACACAUUCAUGCGUUCCAAUAUUGUCAUAAUUGUCUGUAGGUUCUAAAUUGCUUAUGAGCUUGGCUGCCCUUCAGAAAGUAGCUGAUUCUUGUACUCUACAGCUGUAUUUUCCUACAGUUAAUAAUAAUACUAGCAACAAAACAGAUUUCAUUCCUUAAAAUGAUAUUGCCAGAUGGAAGAAAAUAAUAAGAGCCUUGUCCCAGUCUCUAGACCUGCCUGUCUGUGUGAUGGAUGACCACCUGACCUCUGAAGCUGUCAAUGAGAUGGAGCAGAGCAAUUCUACCAGGAGCAGAGCAACCUCAGUGAUGGAAACCACAGAAGAGGGGAAGCUCAACAAUGUGGAACAUCUGACACUUAUGGACUUCCUUCAAAACCUAACUGAGAAGCAAUGGAGGGGGAUUCGUGAGGGCAUGUUUGACCCGCUGACAAAACAACAGCUUGCCGGCUUGUGUCUGAGGAUUGUCCAGUUUUUAUCGGACAAGCUGAUGCAGAUCAUCAUCCCAGGUCUUUACGAACUACUGGGCAUCCAAGAUGCUGCCUCCUCUCCAUUGUCACAGAGAUCUCUCACAGCGUCACUCACCAGUCUGUUAGACGAUAAGACUAACACCAAGUCCCGCGUGAGAUUUACUGAGGCUGGUGUACCUAAGAGGCCAGGCAGUCGAAAGUCUUACAAUAGCUUUCGCAUCCCGACUCCCUACCCUUCCUCCAACUGUAUGGAGCAGGAAGAGGAAGAAGAGCAGGAAUCACAACUUAAGUUCAAGGAGAUUUACCUGACUAAGGGCAGUGGAAGCUACCUGCCCAAUGGGGCCAUGAGGUAUGUUCUUAAAGGGAAAUUUAACAACUUCAUAUUCAUCUCCAGCAUCACCAUAUGUGAAAAUUACACAUUUCCAUGCUUUGUAGUAAAAAAAAUAUAGAGGGACGUAACUGUUUCCAAUAGUGCUGAGAAAUUAGUGCUUUUUGAGGUUGGUUUGGUUUCGAUUCAAAUAUUU
This is a messenger RNA of Oncorhynchus kisutch (coho salmon), 1328 nucleotides long. RefSeq lists its product as uncharacterized. The record is from RefSeq and is a predicted model, not a curated record. The coding region runs from base 567 to 1253 and encodes 228 amino acids. NCBI's taxonomy places the organism in Eukaryota, Metazoa, Chordata, Actinopteri, Salmoniformes, Salmonidae. The transcript is spliced from 5 exons.